Messenger RNA from Spirodela intermedia, 345 nucleotides. Lineage: Eukaryota; Viridiplantae; Streptophyta; Magnoliopsida; Alismatales; Araceae. The record is from the annotation of a GenBank genome assembly.
AUGGCGCCGCAGUCGAGCAGCGGGGCCGUCGCGGGAUCGAGCGGCGGGGUCGAAGGGGAGGGCGGCGGGGGGAUCCUGGCGAGGCUCUCCAGCUCGUUCUCGGAGUCUCCGGUCGUGUACCGGGGGAAGAAGAUGGCGUCGGAUGCCGUCUCGGUGGCGCACAAGCUCCUGCGUAGCACGGGGAAGGCUGCCUGGAUCGCGGGGACGACGUUCGUGAUCCUGGUGGUUCCUCUCAUUAUAGAGAUGGAUAGGGAGCAGCAGUUCAACGAGCUGGAGUUACAGCAAGCAAGCCUCCUCGGCACUGCGCCACUGUCCGUGGACGGAGCCCCGCCUACGCCUAAGUGA